Messenger RNA from Seminavis robusta, 1798 nucleotides. Lineage: Eukaryota; Bacillariophyta; Bacillariophyceae; Naviculales; Naviculaceae. The record is from the annotation of a GenBank genome assembly.
ACAAGCUGCAAGAGCAAGAGACGACGAGCAGUUGCGGAAAAGUACCGGUGGUAGCAAGCGGCCAAGAAACAAGAGACAUACAGUCGUACCGUACGACUGUACAUGUUGUCCAAACCGAUCAGUCAUCACAAGUACCGGUACUGUAGGUAACAGAAGUGGAAGAGAAAACACAGAGGAAAGGAAAAGAACAGCAGGCUUGCUGUGUGCUUGUGGAAUCAAUCCGCAAUGCCCGAAGCAGACUCCUCGAGACAAAAUAAUAGUAGUGAAGAAAAUUUACAUCAUGAUAGUGCCGACAACGACGACAACAACCUGGAGGAAUUGGCCGAAGAAGACUUUUUGAAACAAAUACGAGCUUGCAUAGAUGCCAGCGAGCCUCUGGAUUUGAUGGGCCGACAAGUCACUCUGACUCGAGGAGCCAUUCGAUUAAAGGGACGGGAUCAGCUGACCAUUCAGGGUGGUCGCAUUGACGGGCGCGUCCAUUCGCUCUUUCAAAUUGACGGAGACAAGCGCAAUCAUCCACGACGAUUGACACUCCACAGCGUAACGCUGCGUCACACCAAGGCACAUGAGGAUCCACGAGAAAUUGGCGCCGCUGUCUUUUGUAUGGGAUCCUGUCAAGUGGUGUUACGGCAGUGUGACAUUUCCUCCCAGGGUGGUUUUGCCGUAUGGGCCAAACACAAAUGUCACGUACUGGUGGACCACUGUCAGAUUCAUCAUGUGGCUCGAACCGCGGUAGCCUGCUUCAACUCGGUCCAUGUGACGGUAAAACACUCGUCACUCGAACAUGUGGGGGUUCAUGGGAUUUGUGGCCGGGGUGUCUCCACCAUGGAGUUGGAACAUGUGGUCAUGAGACAUUGUCGAGUCAGAGCCGUAAUGGUCUAUCAAGGGGCAACCAUCAGCUUGCAAGAUUGCAGUAUUUCUCAUACAGAUGAUCCCACCACGCCCACCAUUCAUGCUCAGGGACCAGUAGAGGAGGAAGAUCAAGAUCAAGAAGAGACAGCCACAAAUCCAUCCGGCAGCAAUGCUGCGUCAAGUAGCCAGUGUGCAAAUGAACGUGCGGUAUUGGUCCCUACACUUCGAAUGGAGAGGUGCAGUGUGACGGAUAGCAAAGGGCCGCCUUUGUUCAUGGAAGGAAAGGUUCACCAAGAGAUUAUCGAAUGUGACAUCCCAACAUGAUUUUCCACUGCCAAACAAUGAAACAAACAACAAUCAAUCACGCGUGAAAAUAUCUGCAGUGAUGAGCUUCAGGAUUUAGUACUUCCAGCCUAGUCAGUGUAGUGCCCACUUGCGUUUUCCUAUUGGUUUUGUCUAUGCAGCCAUGGCGUUGCACGUGGGUUUUGUUAUCCAAUUUGGGCUCUGUGGCACUAUACCACGUUGGAUUUCGUGUAUGAUUACCAACAGUAGUCUACUUCUCCCUGCAACUUUAUCCUCGUUCGUGGAGACAAACCUGUCGGAGGCAUGCCUCUUAUUCCAGCUUCUACAGGAAAUGUAUUCUACUGUUGCUUGCUAUUGUACGUAGACUGGCCAUGAUCCUGUGCAGCUGUAAUAUAUGGGACGGUAUUACGGAGGAGGAAACCUGCCAUUAUUGUUAUCAUAAUUUUGCAGGCUGGCACGCUGGCACUGUAGAUUGCCCUGAUUAGAUUUGGGCAUUUGCGGGACCAAUGCGGAUCUCAUGGGUCAAGCUCAGCUAGGAUCUCGGAAGUAGCUAUUUACAGUUAUACCAAAUGCCAAACAUUCCAAUGUGCCCUCCUCUUGGACUUGGUCAAUUAAUCUUGUCUCUAGCAUUGCAUUCAUCAGC